Lates calcarifer (barramundi perch) is the source of this 3007-nucleotide messenger RNA. It is a transcript of the gene dthd1, whose product is annotated as death domain containing 1. Lineage: Eukaryota; Metazoa; Chordata; Actinopteri; Centropomidae. The transcript is spliced from 10 exons. The record is from RefSeq and is a predicted model, not a curated record. Bases 36 to 2825 code for a protein of 929 amino acids.
GUACUUUUCAGCUCAGCGCGGAUGAGAAUCUGCACAUGAAUGAACAGAUGGAUGAAGCUGAGUCUCUUCAUGGCAGGGGGAGAGAGGAUACUCUCCUCAACAUGUUGACUGAAACUGUUCGGGGGGUUGACAUUGUCACACGAUCCAGGGAUCACCGUCAUCAUCAUCACGAGGAAGCAGUGGGUUGGAGGAGAUGCAAAGGAGUAGAACCAGCCAGAGGCGGAGGAGGGGAAGCACAGAUAAGUAGCGAGGAAAAAAUGCUUGGUCCAGCAGAAGAUGAGGAGGAGGAUGAAGGCAGACGAAGGAGUGCUAAUGAAGAGCAGGUGGAGAAAGAGUGCAAGAAAAAAGUUUUGGAAGCGCUGAAGGAGCUGAGUGUUUUUCAUUCAGAGAGAGUGGCAGCAUGGAGAGAAGCCCUUAGAGAAUGUGCCGCCAUGCUCAACAAGUCUCCACCAGGGGGCGGUGAUCAGCAAUGUCCUUCUACAAUGGAGCCAGAGUGUUCAGACUCCUUCAGUGAUACUUUUCAGAGUGUUGGGGAGGACAUAGAGAACAUUAUGCAAAAACUGAGCACAAUCACAACCAAACUGGAUGUAGAAUUUCUCCAAUUAUCUGCAGAAGAAGCCACAAGUGUGGAUGCAGCACUUCAGCAAACCAGAGACCCAGAAACUUCAGUGCAACCUGAAGACGGCAACAAUCACCUGAGCUCCCAUGAUCAACAUGAAUCUGACUCUGGGCACAAACAGGAGGUUGAGGAUGAAAGCGAUCAAAGCCAUACAGGGUUGUCGCCAGACACUGAACGAACAUUGGACGACUUUGGAUUCAGCAGUUCUGACUGCAACAAUGUGAAAGAGACUGGGAGAGAAUCAGAGGUCAAAGGUCAAGUGAGUGAUAAUGAGGGCAAUGUUUCUCCAGUGAGUCAGACAGAACAGGAUGCAGGGAGGAUAAACGUCAAGGGCAAAGAAGAGACAAAGAGUGAAUGGAUUACAGUAGGGCUCAUUGGUAAAGUGGAGGACAGCCAAUCACACGUACCAGACGCAUGCUUUAUCAGAGCACCCAUGGGUGUGGCUGAAGUCCUGAGGUGUGAGAUGGCAGACGCCUUCAGCUGCCUCAUGGUGACCGGCUCGGAGGAGCUGGUCAGCAGAGUGAUCAGGGUCAAAGUUCAAGGCAGAGCCGACUUUCGCUUCCCUGUGACCAUGGUUGUGCCUUUCUGCGCACGUUACCGUGGCAACUACAGGGACAUCGCUGUCAAGAUAAUUGAUGGGGAGAGGCGGGCGAGCUACAUCACUCCUAUAACAACAGAGGGCACAUAUGGAGGACAUAGGGGCUCAUUUGCAGAGGUGAGGGUGUACUCCCUGGGUCUCUUUGCAGUGGUUUCCUGUUUAAAAAGAGAAAAUUACACUGUUCCCAAGAGGGGUUUGUCUCUCAAGCUCCCCAUGGACCCACGCAUUUGUCUCAGCUACCUCCCAGGAGCCUUCGCAGCUCCAGUAAUGGCACAAACCAUGAUCCAGCCCGUAGACACCGUCCUCCUGGCUGCUGUCAAGUCCAGGAGUGACGCCUAUUACUCAGUGGUGUCUACGAGCCCGCUGCUCUACCUCACCCAUCCGACCUCACAGCCCCUGAGGAGACCCCUCACUGUCACCCUCCCCUGUCCGCCGAACCCUGAUAAAAAGAGGGGCAUAAGGAGACAAGGAGAAGAGGCAGAGCAUCGCCACACCUGUCCUGUUUCUCUAGCAUGGGAUCAACCUGUUUCCCACAGAGUGAGAGUACUAGCUGCCUCUUUGACGUCCCCAAAGGAAAUGUCCAGUGAGCUGCUGAUUGUCCUGGGCUCCAGGGACAAACAGUGGAGCGUCCUGGACAAAGUCACAGUCAGAAACCAACAGAAUGGACUGGCCUCCUUUGAGCUGACAGAGAACUUUGACAGACUGCUGGUGGUUCGUCUCCUCUCUCCGCUGCAGCCCUGUCACCUCACCUCCCUAGCAGAGGAGCUGGAGGAGUCGGUCGGCUGCCACGUGGUCACCGUCGUCCUGCAGUGCCGACAGGACGAGCCGCACGCUGUCCUGGUGGCUGCCCUGCCCAGCCGAGACCUCAGCUGGGAACUGAACAAGCUGCGAGCUCAGGGCUACAGCGGCCUCCCGGAGACCUCAUCAGACAUCUCCAUGUGUGAGGGAGACCAGCUUCUACUACGUUUCAGUGGCAACAUCACCUCCACAGCGACUUACAGCAACCAAAAUGAUGCACCACUCGAGCGGAUCACCUUUCACAGCCAGCGCGUGAAUCACCUCUUAGUGCACCUAACUGAAGUGGACCCAUUUGGGAACUACAGCUCCCCUCACUACAAAGGGACGGCUGUGUUUUAUAAGGUCACCAGAGGUCAGCUGGAGUGGCGGGGGGAUAGGGCCAUCCCGAAGGACGUGAAGCUCCUGGGAGAUCCCGUGUGUAAGCUGUCUCUGACUUUACCCAAGAAAGUGAGAAGCAUUAAUCGGCCCAUCACAGCCAGAGUGAAGUUAUGUGAGGAGUCAGAUUCCCUGUCAGACUCUCUUCUUCUCUGGCUGGCUGGUGAACUUUCAGAGGAGGAAACAGCCCUCUUGGUGCUCUCCCUGCGGCUCCGUCGCAGCACCGCUCAGCUGGUGAAGCUCCGGGCCGGGGGAAGCCCGUCUGCCCAGGCCUUCCACGUUUUGGCCACGUGGAGGAGGGGACUGCCAGCUGCUCUGCGCCAACCCAAGGCCUCGCAGCUGGCUCACUGCUUGGCCAAGAGCGGGAGGCCGGAUCUGGCCAGAGAGCUGCUCCUGCGACAGGCUGCAACCACCAGAGAGGGCUCGCUGAAAUGACGAAACUUAAAAAACAGAAGUCACACUGCCUUGUAAUGCUGCUUGUGAGCAGGUGGUGCUGAAUGAAAUGCUCGCAGUACUUCGUUUGAUCCACAAGGGGUCAGCAUUGGACUGUGAAAGUCUGCGCUCUCUUCAGACUUGAGUCAAAUUCUUGUAAGUCACUGGUCCUCAACCUUUUCAGU